CGCCACCCGGGACAGUUUCCGGGCAGGGCUCACAGCCCCGUUCCGAGUCAUGGGGAUUUGGCGGCGUCUGCUGCUUUUUGGUGGGGUGUCGCUCCGGGCUGGUGGCGGGGCCACUGCCCGGCUUGGGGGAAGCCGAGAGAUGGUUUGUCGGCGCCAGUUAUCUGGCGCCGAGAGUGAGACCCUAAAACAAAGAAGAACACAAAUCAUGUCCCGAGGACUUCCAAAGCAGAAACCAAUAGAAGGUGUUAAACAAGUUAUAGUUGUGGCUUCUGGAAAGGGUGGAGUCGGAAAAUCUACUACAGCAGUGAAUCUUGCACUUGCACUAGCAGCGAAUGAUUCG
This is a messenger RNA of Mandrillus leucophaeus (drill), 340 nucleotides long. Its product is annotated as iron-sulfur protein NUBPL-like. Gene Ontology annotation, cellular component: mitochondrion. NCBI's taxonomy places the organism in Eukaryota, Metazoa, Chordata, Mammalia, Primates, Cercopithecidae. Gene Ontology annotation, molecular function: 4 iron, 4 sulfur cluster binding; ATP binding. The annotation marks the transcript as partial. Gene Ontology annotation, biological process: mitochondrial respiratory chain complex I assembly; iron-sulfur cluster assembly. The transcript is spliced from 3 exons. The record is from RefSeq and is a predicted model, not a curated record.